UCCAAAUAUAGUUAUUCUCUUCCUUAUUUACUUUUUAUUUCUUUGUUUUUCCUUUAAUUUCAAUUCAUAGUAUAUUUGUGUUUACAGUUUCGUACCGGUCUUGGCUUCUUCUGUUAUCACCAUGAAUCUGAUUGGAACUCGGGAGUGAAUAGAUGAAAUGAAGUCUAAAUUCACAUGAAAUGAAAUGGUUUCCAUUGUCUCGUUCCCCUAUUGCUAUAUAUUCAUUGCUUCCCCUUCUAAGCCUCCUUAUUAUUUGAUUGUUUCAUGGCGAAAGGCCGGCGGUUGACCACCAGCAGAAGUGAACGGUUUCUCGGAAGUUACAGUAACGGACACAGUCAAGGGGACUCCGUCACGGACGAAACGGAACUUGGGGAGGAAGAUGUCUGGUCGAUGGUUGAUAACGUUGACCGAGACAACCAGAGUGUCAAUAAUUCUCAGAGCGAUUUUAGUCCACGCGCUGGUGCUGAAAGUAAUGGAAAUGGGAACUUGGACAUGAGGGGGCACCGUCGCCGAAUUCCGCGGGAUGAUCGCAACGUGGGAGGGCUGUCGUUGGCUUUUGAGGAUUCUUCUUCGACGACGCCUAGGAUCGUGCAUCAGUUUCGUGGUCAUGAUGGCGUGGCUGCCACAGCUUCGCCACGUGGGCACCAUAUGGCCACGUCAGCGCCUGUGAACGUGCCUGACUGGAGUAAGAUUUACAGGGUCGACUUGUUGGAGUCUAUACAUGACUCGGAUGAUGGAUUGGAUGAGGGUAAGUCAGAGAUGGUACCCCCGCACGAGUACUUGGCGCGUGAAUACGCUCGGAGUAAGAAAUCAGGCGGGGCUUCGGUUUUUGAAGGCGUGGGUCGGACUCUCAAGGGCCGGGACAUGAGGCGGGUCAGGGAUGCAGUAUGGAGCCAAACAGGGUUCGAUGGUUAACCAAUUCGUUAGCCACUGAAAAAAAAAAAAAAGAGAAAACCAGCUUAAUUAUGAUUGAUUAAAAUGCGACUACAUUUUUUUUUUUUUAAACUUGGGCAAUGAUUCGGCUGAGUAACAGUUGAGUCAACUUAGUUUCGAGUGAGCUCAAGCGGGAUUUUGAAUUGAUGAGUCCUAAAAAAUUUCUGCUGAUGGAUUGGAAUUUGAAAGUUGAGGUGUGUUUCCAGUUUCUCUUUAGUUGUAAUUUUGGUACAAAUUUUAAUAAUUUUGUUACGCCAAUUGUAUGGUCAAUAAGAUCAACUCGUAUACUUGUUAAAUCAGAAUACGAUCAUAUAUCAUGAUAUUAUUAAAGAGGAUUGACGCUUAAAUAAACUCGACUUUGUGACACUUUGCAAAAGCUCUAGCAAUUUGUCCAAGACAUUAAA
Durio zibethinus is the source of this 1337-nucleotide messenger RNA. The record is from RefSeq and is a predicted model, not a curated record. NCBI's taxonomy places the organism in Eukaryota, Viridiplantae, Streptophyta, Magnoliopsida, Malvales, Malvaceae.